Apiotrichum porosum is the source of this 1965-nucleotide messenger RNA. Its product is annotated as F-actin-capping protein subunit beta. Lineage: Eukaryota; Fungi; Basidiomycota; Tremellomycetes; Trichosporonales; Trichosporonaceae. The record is from RefSeq and is a predicted model, not a curated record. The coding region runs from base 1 to 1965 and encodes 654 amino acids. The transcript has 6 exons.
AUGGUGCACCCGUCGUCCAAGCACCGACCACCACCACCACGCCGCAGCUCAAACAUCUCGCUGCGGUCGCGCGCGCGGACAGUGUACAUCCUGUCCACGGUCAUCGUCUCUGCCUUUCUCAUUGUCAUCUUCCUCCGACCCGCUUCCACCGACAUUCGCAUCUAUCCGGCCCAGUUCGUCCGCGACAAGGAGCGGCAGGCAGCCUCUCACGCACGAGCACAGGUCCCCGUCGCCGUGCCGCCGCCCGUCGAGUCCGCACACGAGGCAAAGGUCGAGCAGCCAUGGUCGGUGCCAGCCGAAACCAUUUCGACAGAACUCACCUAUGGCUCUGACGGCCUCGUGCGCGGCUGGGAAAAGAUCCACGCCGGCCUCGUGCGUGCUGGACGCUUCUCGGCGGGAGUCAGCGAAGAGCACCCCAUCUUGGACCUCAUGGAACGUGGGAAGCGCAGGUGGGACAGGCUGCUCAAGAGCCAGUCCAAGACACUCGACCAGGCCGUCGCCACAUAUGUCAAGCGCUACAACCGUCAACCGCCCAAAGGGUUUGACAAGUGGUUCGCGUUUUGCCAGAAGCAUAGUGUCAAGAUUGUAGACGACUACGAUCAAAUUGAAAGGGACAUUGCGCCAUGGCAUGGUAUCGCUCCUGCAGAGUUCCGCAAACGCGUCGACGCGCUCGAGGACCUCCCCCACUCCUACAAGAUCACUUUGCGCCCGAACGCUGCCUCCGAGGUGUCAGGUGUACGCGCGACGUUCAAGCGUCCAAAGCUGGCGUUUGAUUUGCUCGAAGCCCUUGCACCUUACCUGCCUGAGGACAUUACCCUUUAUGGUUCCGACCAUGACAUGGGCAACUGGAUCAUGCCGGACCAGUACCGCAACGCUGCCCUCGAUGCCGCUGCCAAGGGCACAUACCUCACCGAGGAGGAGCUCAAGUCUUACGAGGCCGGCGGCGACGGCGGCUUCAAACCUGGUCUCCUGAGGUCGUGCAACCCCGACAGCCUCGCUCGCAAAUUGAACGGCGCUCCCCCGGAGGCCGACUCGGAGACGACCUUUGUGUAUGACCCUGUCGAGCGCAUGAGCUACUGCGACAACCCCGAGCUCAUGACGCUGCACGGUUGCUUCACGUGGCCGCAAAGACGCGAAGCCAAGCUUCGUCCUGUUUUCCAGCUGUCCAAGCCCAUCCAGAACGGCGAGUUCCUCACGACGCCACUCGAGGCCUACUUCAACGCCACGUCCCAGAACGGUAUGGACGAGGCGUCUGAAUGGAGCGAGAAGACCAUCUCCAAGCUGUUCUGGCGCGGAGCUUCGACCGGCGACGCAUACACCCAGCCCAAGGCCUCGCGUCCCGACUAUGACUGGCGCACAUCGCAUCGCCCGCGCCUCCACCUCUUUGGACAGCGUACCGAAGGCGAGGCCAAGGUCUGGGUCAAGCGCGACGACCGUCGCUGGGACCAGGAGACGUUUAGCAUUUCCGAGCUCAACGACCGCUACCUCGAUGUGGGACUCGCCGGCAAGGUGCACCAGUGCGACCACGACGGCACGUGCGAGGAGAUGGAAAAGGAAAUCAUAUUCAAGGACCGCGUCGAGCCCAGGGAUGCGGCCGCGUACAAGUAUGUGAUCGACGUCGACGGAAACGGCUGGUCGAGCCGCUACCACCGUCUCCUGGCCAGCGGCAGUGUCGUCAUCAAGACCACCAUCUACAAGGAGUGGAUGAGCGACUGGCUCACGCCUUGGGUCCACUAUGUUGACUAUUCGGACAUUUACGACAUCAUGUCCUUCUUUGUUGGCCCGCCCAACGGCAAGGGCACCGGCCACGAGAACACCGCCAAGAUGAUUGCGGACAAUGGCGGCAAGUUUGCUCGCGAGCACUGGCGCUGGGAGGACAUGCAGGCAUACAUGUUCCGUUUGCUUCUCGAGUACGGACGACUCUUCCAUGACGACCGCGACGAGUGGAGCUUCCUGCUGGAAUGA